This is a messenger RNA of Porites evermanni, 3752 nucleotides long. NCBI's taxonomy places the organism in Eukaryota, Metazoa, Cnidaria, Anthozoa, Scleractinia, Poritidae. The record is from the annotation of a GenBank genome assembly.
GAUAAACUGAACUAUGCCUCAACACACAUGGUUAGUGAUUGGUGGAUCAGUUAUACUUCCAAACAUUGGUGGAUUUCUUGGAGGUUUUAUCACUAGAUCCCAGAUUAAAGACUGGUUUGACAAAGGUAUUUAUAACACUAUAAAUGAACAGUUCUUAUACUAGGCAGUUUGUUGUACAUGUAACUCAAACUUAAGGAGCUGUGUCACAGAAUUCAAAAUUCAAACGGAGGGAAAUGCAAACUCAAUUGGGUGAAACAUAAAACUAACCACCCAAAACAUGAAAAGAAGGUAUAAAUAACACAACAAAUACAAAAGGAGGAACAGGUGGACAAACUUGAAGAAGACUGUUAAGAUUGCAGUUGUGGCUUUUGAAAACUUGUCAGCCUAUUACAGUCAACUCUCGCCUUGCAGACACCCCACUAUAACGGACACCCCGAUAAUACAGACAGCAGUUAAAUCCCUGGCCGAAACAAAUAACAGACGUUUGACUGAAUAAGCUCUCGUUAUUACGAACUCUCGCUAAUGAGGACACUAACUCAAGCUCCCUACAGUGUCCGCUAUCAAGAUAGUUGACUGUAACCGGUUUGAUAUAGUGCUUGGGAAAAAUGUCUUUGACACAAAGCUGUAAUUUUGCCAUUGACAAGUUAUUUCUCAAGUUCCAUAGCUAAUUUUAGGAUGUGUAUGCCUAAUUGGCAUUUGUCAAAUCAGUGAAUAGCAAUUUUUGCAUGUUUUGAUUGGCCCCAUAACCCAGAAUAUCCUUGGCUAUUCACUGUUUUGUGUCAGGAGCCAAGAUGGCGUCUCGUCUUGAGACAUUUUCAAAAGACAAAAUUAAUUAUGUGUGAUGAAUGAAGCAGUCAUACAAACAAAUAUCAAGAAAGCGACGAACUUUGGCUUGUGAUUGUUUACUGGUAGGUAGAAAAUUAUUUUCAUGCUGAAUGAAAUGUUUGUAAAUUGUAAACAAACAAACGCGAGGUUUUAAUUUUCAAAGAGUUCCUUUUUUCCCAACUAAUUUGGUAAAUACUCAAACAACUAUCCCCCUCAAGGUCGGUGGACAGCGCUAGAUAUAUACUUUGUCCUUUCGACUGUCGGUAUCACCACCAUUUACUUGUACCUCCUCUUUGGGGGAUAGUUGUAUAUUAUUAACAAAAUGAGCCAGACAACAGUGACACGGCCUCUUUAACUCAAAUUCAACUCUACAGCUGUAAAUCAAAUCAAACUCGAUAAAUACACUGUAAAUGAUCUCUUAUUGGACACAAAAUCUGUAAUAUCCUCAUUUAAGACUUGAAGAAGCCUUCCUGGAGACCACCCAACUGGCUGUUUGGUCCUAUGUGGACAAGCUUGUACUCAGGCAUGGGAUAUGCCUCAUAUCUUGUGUGGCGGGAUGGUGGUGGAUUUGAUGGUGAUGCAAAAACAGCUCUAGCUCUUUAUGGAACAAACCUAGCAUUGAACUGGCUCUGGACACCGAUUUUCUUUGGCUCCCAUAAGCUAGGAUUGGUAAGAAAGAAUUAAUUUUCAUGGAAUUUUAUAAACUUAUCACCCAGGGUCAAUUUUGGGAUUAGUAAAUAUACUAACUGUCUUUGCUUUUGAAAAAUGAAGCUGCAGCUUCCAAUACUGACCCACUUUGACCGUAUUAUUCAAAUCCAUACUUGGGUUCAACACUGAGGCCGGGCUUAAAAAAAAGGAAUCUCAUUGAGCUUGAGGAAUGAAUAAAUCAUUUCUUUGCUUUAUUCCCCUCUGCCUUUUAACCCAGUAUAAAUUUGGAUGACAUCAUAUUUUUCUUAUUUUUCUCAUUUCCAUAUUUAUUUAUUUAUUUAUUUAUUUUUUAAUGCAGGGAAAUAGUCAGAACUAGAUGUACUGCAUAGACAUGACCCACCACUCCAUGGAAAGUCUGGUUAUGUCUUCUUGUAUCCCCCACCCUCCCCACCUUAAAAAGAUGCUUUAUCAGAUUGGUAUAGAAUUGUCUCAAAUACUAGCAGGGGAAAGUAUGAUAUAAAAAACCCUGUGCAUUUUUUUCUGACAAUGCAAGCUUCAUGCACACAAUGUAUUUCAUUCUUAUCUUAGACUGAUAGGUGGUGUCUUGUGUAGCCUUACAACUCCUAGCCAAGGUGUGUCCUCAUAUAUCAAGCAUGCCUUAUUUUGCCAGAAGUGUGACAUGUAAUUGAACGCUUAUGGGAUAUGCACUUUGAGUUGGAAGAUAAAUACAGUGGAACCUCUAUAUAACGAAGUCCUUGGUAUAACGAUCGAUUUUCUUGACCUCAGUAAUAGUAAAAUAUAUGAUAAAACCUCGAUAUAAUGAAACUUCAUUACAUAAUUAUAGUGAACACAUUUUGCCAGUCCUGUGGCCCUUUGUUAAAUCGAUGUUCCACUGUUAUGAAUAACAGCCUGAACAAGAAAAAUAUUGUCAGGCCAAACAAGCCGAGUAAGAGUCCUCCUCUUUCUUUUCUCUUCCGCUGUUAUUUUCCCUGGCUUAUUUCUCAGUAAGGAGCUUGGCCCCAAGCUACAAUCGAACCUCCCGUAAAGCGACCACCCAAAAUGCAAAGACUUAGUGGUCGCUUAUGGGAGGUGGUUGUUUACAAGAAUCAAACCACAGGGGGCCUCUUCUAAGAAGGGGUCCAGGCACAUCUACUUUAUGGAAGAUAACUUACGACAUGUGUAGUUCCAUAUUAAAGUUCUUCAUCUAUGUAGCAUAGUGCACACAGAAAACAGAGAGAUCAGUGAAUGCAUUGCACUUAGUGGUCGCUUACAAGAGGUUAAAAAACAAUGGAAAAUCAUUAAAUGGCCGCGGUCCCUUACAGGAGGUGGUCGUUUACCAGGGGUUCCAGCUGUAAGGCUUUGACUGGAAAAAUUUUGGUGUAUGGGAGGUUGAUGCUUACGAGAGGUGGUCACACAUGGAGGUUCAACUGUAUUACAGUUGACUCUCUCUUAAUGGACACUCUAUAAGAUGGACACCUUGGUAAAACAGGCACACAGAGUUGGUCCCUACCUUUCUUUUAACCUUUAUUUGACUCUCUAUAAGACAGACAUUACUCUUAGACGGACACUAAUGCCAUUCUCCAAGGUGUCUGUCUUAGAUAGAACUUACUGUAUAGCCAAACAUGCUUCUGAAGCGCCUAUUUUUGUCAGCAACUAUUAAUUUUUGUCUUUUUUCCUGUAGGCAUUUGGUGAAAUCUGCUUAUUGUGGUUAAACAUUGCGGGAUGUGUCUACACAUUCUAUCCUAUCAACAAAUUUGCAGCAGGCUUAAUGUUGCCUUACCUAGGCUGGGUUACUCUUGCUACAGCACUAAACUACACCAUCUGGCAAAUGAACAAGCCUGCUAUUAAAGAAGAGUGAUAUUAUACAACUUCCACCAACAAGUUAUCAUAAAUCACUGGUGAAAGGAGCUGUAACGGAUGGGUCAAGCCGCUUGUACUGUUUAAAUAAAUGACAAAAAACAACCAAGAUCUCUUUAAGUUUAUUUUAUUCAGAGAAGCUUUACUUUUUUAUUCCAGUUAUUUGUAAUGCAUGUACUCUUGUUAAAACUUGUAAAGAUUAUAUUGAUUUCAUUUAUUUUUAAUUCUUUAACUGACGAUGAGAGUGAUAAAAAUCAUUACUUGGGUUUUCAAACUUCUUAUGUAAAAACAUAAGGGUAACUACCUAGCUAGUAUAAAUUAAAAGAAUAAUAAAAAAUAAAAUAAAAAUAGGGUUAAGUUUUAAGAUCAUGAUCGGAGAAAAGGAUAUGUAAAAUUUAGUAAUUAUUCAUCAUAGGUAUGGC